Brassica napus (rape) is the source of this 2911-nucleotide messenger RNA. Its product is annotated as putative GEM-like protein 8. The record is from RefSeq and is a predicted model, not a curated record. The transcript has a single exon. The coding region runs from base 2059 to 2700 and encodes 213 amino acids. Lineage: Eukaryota; Viridiplantae; Streptophyta; Magnoliopsida; Brassicales; Brassicaceae.
UUAAGUCCUCGCAGCAAACUCUCACCGCUUAUUCUGAUGCUGAUUGGGGAGGUUGCCCUGAUACACGUCGCUCCACCUCCGGUUAUGCCGAACAAAUUAAUUUCUUGGUCUUCAAAGCGACAACAGACAGUCUCAAGAUCGAGUGCAGAGGUAGAAUACAAAGGUAUCGCAAAUGCGGUUGCAGAAACAUAUUUCUUACGCAAUCUUUUGCUCGAGCUCCAUUGUCCUUUACGCACAGCUACUCUGGUCUUUUGUGAUAACAUCAGCUCAGUAUACAUGUCUACGAAUCCGGUGAAGCACCAACGCACAAAGCAUAUCGAAAUCGAUCUUCACUUUGUCAGGGAAAAGGUCGCAAUGGGGCAAGUACGAGUCAUUCAUGUUCCUUCCUCACUUCAGUAUGCGGACAUCUUUACCAAGGGCUUGCCCACUUCACUCUUCACAGACUUUCGAUCCAGCUUGACCGUUCGCUGCGCCAACGAUCUCACUGCGGGAGGGUGAAAGAAUAUACCUUUAUAUUCUUCUAAUUGAAUAAGUCUUUUCUGUAUCUUCGGUUUCCAUGAUUCUCUCCCAUUUGUUAGGGAUUUACUUCAACUGUAAUUGGCAUAUAUACGCCCUCCUUUAUACGAUGUAGAUCAAGUGAGAAUACAGAAACUUUCACUUAUAAACCUCAAAGGAAAUGGAAGCUUUGUUUUUCAAAUCGCCGGAGAUACCUUCGAGUCAAGAAGAAGCAUAUCGACGCCCAUACACUCACCGUCUCUUUUCACAUUCAUGGAAGGUGGCUUCGAAGUCAGCAAGGAGGAAUGAUGAGUUCGCCAUUCUGCUUCUAAGAACUGAAUUAGGAAUCGUGCUAGGAGUGGGAUAAAAGAUUUAUGGUCGUUAAUGACAAUGAUAGAUUGCAUUUCAUAACAGUUUCAAUUUUCCUUACCGGCGUAAAAAUUCCAAACCAAACGACACGAACGGAUUGCUCCAUAUCGAUUCUCCAUAUGAAUAUCACAUGGGUGACGAAUCGAUGAAACAACAUGUAUAUGGCGGGAUCCAAUUCAAAUGGAUCUCCUUUUUGUAUGUUUUAUUUUACUAUUUUCAUGCUUCUUUAUAUGAAAUAUAUAAAUUAUAACCGAUCUUUCUUAUCAUACCAUAAAAUAAAGUAAUAAAGGCAUCAGAAAGUAGCAAUGCCAACGCAGAAAGCUCCAAAGCCACAACGUCCCCCUUCUGCAUGGCUCCAUUUGCUCUAACCUAUUAAAAAGUGUUGCGUAGUAUCUGAUUUUGUUUUAUCUUGUUUCAUGCUCCAGUUAACUAGGAAACAUAUCUUAUCUCAUAUACAUAUAUGUGAAAAAAUAAAAUCAGACUAGAAAAGGAGAAAAUAAAAAUAAAAAAAGCUUGCUAUUUUGCUAACUUGUAGGUAAAAAAGCUUAUUGGAGACUAACGUCAAUCCGAGUUAUCAUCUUUCCUUUAAAAUAAAAAAAAAACUUUUAUGGCAUCUCUAAUAUCAAAACUUUCUAAGUUUAAAUUGUGAUUUGCAUCAUCAAUUUGAAUGAAUUCUUAAAUUGAGAAUUUUUUUUCCUGUGCAACCUUAAAUUGAAAAUUAAACGUUUCUAGACAUUUGAAGAGGAUCAACAAAAUUGCACUCCGAAGUUGUUUUGCUAUUUGAAAAUCGAAAACAAAAGUUUAAACACCUAACCAGUUCUUGAUAUUACUUAACCAGUUAUGUCCUUACAUGGAUUUGGUAGAUUGAAACCCUUUAUUUAUUUAUAUGUUUAUGUUUCCUUUUAACUAUAUGAUUAUUUUUUCUCAGAGUACAAUAAAGAAAAAUAGAGCAUAUGCUCGAUCUUCUCAUUGCCUUUAACCCCGAGAAAGUGGCUUAAUGACCCAUACAUGACUCAUACUUUACCACAAAGGUCUCAAGACUCAACGAUUCAAAGCUUUGUUUCAACUGCCUCUUGUCUCUUUGUCUUUCCCUUUAAAUAACCAUCUCACCACACAGGUUUCAUCACUCACAAUCUAUCCCUCUCUCUUUCUCUCUCAAGAUCAAGAUUCAAGAUCACUACUCAAUCCUCCAAGAUGACAUUGAGCACAGUCCACCAACAAGUUCUUGCAUUCCCUGCAGUCAAGACUGCUCCUGCUGGUUACUUACCUGACCCAGCUUCCAUCAACAAGCUCCAAAUCCCAUCUCCUUUCAAGAAAUCUGAACAAAGCAAGAAAAAAUCGAUUCAGAGAACCAAUAGCUUCACGGACGGAUCUAGCGACCAGAGCAAGUUAGGACCAAAGCUGACCAAAACAGUAAAGAGAAAGCUAUCCCUAGGAGCUAAGAUAAUUCAAAUGGGAGGCUUAGAGAAGAUUUACAAGAGGCUCUUUAGAGUCUACGAUGAAGAGAAACUCUUCAAAGCCUACCAAUGUUACCUAUCAACAACCGCAGGUCCCAUCGCAGGCUUACUUUUCAUCUCAUCAAAGAAGAUUGCUUUCUGCAGUGAGAGAUCUAUCAAAGUGGCUUCACCUCAGGGAGAUAACAUGAGGGUUCACUACAAAGUGUUAAUCCCUUUGUGCAAAAUCAAGGGAGUGAACCAGAGUAUGAACACAAAGAAACCAUCUCAGAAGUACAUUGAAGUAGUCACGGUCGAUGGCUUUGACUUCUGGUUCAUGGGAUUCAUGAGCUACCAGAAAGCAUUCAACUGUCUCGAGCAAGCACUUUCUCUCGAGCAAUAAUAAGCCGAAGGUUGAAGAGGAAAUAUUUCAUUUCUAAUUUAAUAUAUUUUUCAAUCCAAGAAUGUUAAUUAGGAAAGAGCCUAGAAAAUUCAGACAAUAUUGUACAAACUUUUUUUUUAAAUUAGAGCUUUAAUGUUAUUGUUAUCCGUUGUUGACAAGAGCAUGAAACUGAAUAUAUUUACUGAUAUCAUCUGUUUUCCUUAAUUCAUAA